AUGACCCGUCGGGAUACGAUCCAGUGUAUCCAUGAGCCGUUUGGCGAUGCCUUCUACUAUGGCCCCGAGAGGUUGGGCACCAGAUUUGCCGCCGACGAACAGGCACGUCUGGACAGCGGCUUCAGCCAGUCCACUUAUCGUACGGUGAUGGAUAGAAUCGAGCGUGAAGCUUCUGAGGGCAAGAGAGUCUUCAUCAAGGACAUCAUCCACUAUCUCCUUCCUCCAGACGGCAAACCCGCCAGCCUCGCGCCAUCCUUGAACAGGAUCAAGCGUGGAGUGGGUACCGAGCAGUCUGUCCCCGUAGAUCACCCGGUCGGAGGUGUGAAUGGUGUUGUCCACAACGGUGGUGUCCACAACGGUGACAACACCAUCACUCACACCAACGGCCACUCGGCUCACGGCAUGGAGGCAGAAGAAAGCCCGGUCGCGAACGGGGUGCACGCAGCGGCAACACAAAAGCCGGCCAGCACACUCCCGUACGACACGGAACCUGAACCGGGCAAUCCCACCGUGAUGCCACAGGAACUGUUGUCCAGGUUCCAUUUUGCCUUCCUUAUCCGCGAUCCGCACUACAGCGUGCCGUCGUACUACCGCUGCACGAUCCCGCCGCUGGACAAGAUCACUGGGUUCUAUUAUUAUGACCCAGCUGAGGCAGGGUAUGACGAGGUGCGGCGCACCUUCGACUACCUGCGUAGCGUGCGGCUGAUUGGCCCGCAUAUUGCCACGCGAGAGGAAGACGCCGACGAGAUCGAUCACCGACUCAAGCCGGUGGUCAGUGGCAUCGGGGAUGCGCACGAGUCGAGCACGGAGAUCUGCGUGAUUGACGCAGACGACAUGCUGGACAAUCCGGGCCAGAUGCUCGAGGCGUUCUGUCGUAGCGUCGGCCUGGAUUAUGAUCCGGGCAUGUUGGACUGGGAUAAUGAGGCCGACCAUCGGUUCGUCAACGAGGCCUUUGAGAAAUGGAGAGGGUUCCACAACGAUGCCAUCGAGUCGAAGGGAUUGGAGGCACGACAACAUAAACGACCAGCCAAAACAGAGGAAGAAUUCGACAUCGAAUGGUGUAAGAAAUAUGGUCCUGAAGGCGCCGCCUUGAUCCGUAGUACCGUGGACCAGAACAUGGCGGAUUAUCUUUACAUGAAGCAAUUUGCCAUGAAAGUGUAA
Molecule: messenger RNA, 1161 nt
Organism: Aspergillus tanneri
Lineage: Eukaryota; Fungi; Ascomycota; Eurotiomycetes; Eurotiales; Aspergillaceae
Exons: 3
Coding region: 1-1161 (386 amino acids)
Source: RefSeq, a predicted model, not a curated record